AUGUUACUAUCCCAAAGGAAGAUAUCUGCAUCACAGGCAACCGAAAUAGAUUUAGCCGAAAAAUCUGGAAUUCGUCUUAAUGCUGCAUUUGAGCUCAUGGGUAAUGAAGUUGGUGGAAGGGAGUCGCUUGGGUUUACAAAACUUGACCAAAAAAAUUAUUUGAGAACGAAGAGGCAAAACAGUUUAGCAUAUGGGGAGGCAGGUAGCAUUUUGCAAUAUUUUCGUGACAAAUCAUUGGAGAAUUCAUCUUUUUUUUACUCGGUCCAAUUAGAUAACGAGGAGCAGAUUACGAACAUAUUUUGGGCCGAUGCUCAGAUGAUCAUGGAUUAUGGGCAAUUUGGUGAUGUUGUCACUUUCGACACUACUUACAAGUUAAAUAGUGCAUAUGUUUUCCUAUUGUUUGCUCUAACAUUUCUUUAUCUAAAGUUAUGA
Camellia sinensis is the source of this 432-nucleotide messenger RNA. The record is from RefSeq and is a predicted model, not a curated record. Lineage: Eukaryota; Viridiplantae; Streptophyta; Magnoliopsida; Ericales; Theaceae.